CUGCAGGAGCAGGGCUGCUAACCCAGGCCUGCGUGGGACUGCCGUGGCUGAUCCCUGCUGCUGGAGACAGCCCUCCUCCUGCACAGAGCCCUGUGAGUGGGGAAAACGUGGGGGGGGGCAGGACAGACCUAAGCCCAGGGGAGUUUGGGCUGGCCCCUCCGAGAUCAAGUUUUUCCUGUCCCUGAGUUGUCAGUGGUCCGACACCGCAAUCUGGCGUUGUGGUUCCUAGGAAGGAAGGGGUUAAACGCCUGCAUACACUGCAUUUCAUCGUUCCAGGCAGACAGCUACCUGUAGGUGUUGGUUAUGGCUGCGAUUUAUCAAGCACUGUAUAGAAGAGCCUCCUCUCCCGUCUGCAGGUUACACUCCACCUACGUUAAAAAAAUGAGAUACUUAUAUGAGCUAAAGGAAGAUGAUGGCCUUUGUAGACAAGCCCAGACCUCAGGAACUUUCUACCUCUUUCACAAUUUCUCCCCCUUCCUGCAGAAAGUUGGGAAGAAAUAUUUGGUCCCACAGCUCAGUGCAGCAGAGAUUAAAAGGAUCCUGGAGAAGUUCAAAGAGGCUGAACAGUGGAUGGAGAAGUCGGUGCUGAUCGGUUGCUCAGACGAGCACAUACCACACUUCGCCCUGGAUUUAGGAGCCUUGGAGAAAUCAGUCAUUGAGUCUGAACUCAAGGGAUCAUUUACUGACUUACGAAAGGCUCUAUUCGUAGUGGAUGGGAAAGAUUCUCCUGUGCUGGCUUCGGCUCAGUCCCUUCUUCGGUGGCACGAUUCCCACCAGUACUGUAGCAAAACUGGGCAGCCCACUCAGAAAAAUGUGGCUGGCAGCAAGCGUGUCUGCCAUGCCAGCGGGAUAAUUUACUAUCCACAGAUGUCUGCAGUGGUUAUCACCCUGGUGUCUGAUGGGAGCCGGUGCCUCCUCGCACGACAGCCCUCAUUUCCCCAGGGGAUGUACAGCGCUCUGUCAGGCUUCUGUGACCUGGGUGAAAACGUGGAGGAGACAGUCCGGAGAGAGGUGGCAGAAGAGGUGGGCCUGGAGGUGGACUCGCUCCGGUACUCAGCUUCUCAGCACUGGCCCUUUCCCAGCAGCUGCUUAAUGAUAGCUUGUCACGCCAUGGUGAGAGUACAGCAGGCUGAGUAUGAACAGCCUGGAACUAGAGGAAGCCCGUUGGUUUGGCCUGGAGGAAAUCGUGGAGGGUCUCAAGAGAGAGCCCGGAUCUUCAAAGCGAGACAAUGGCAGUCUUUUACCCUGGUUCCCUCCCAAACAGGCCAUUGCUCACCAGCUGAUUCGUGAGUGGGUUGAGCAGCAGACUUCCAAGCCAGCUUAGGCAUUACUUCAUGAAGUCUGCGAUGCUACCAGAACAACAAAAUCCCAAUACAAAAGCUUCCAAAGUUACUUGAAAACAAAAUCUGUGUUAUGGUGAGGAUACUACCAGACUGAUGGCAGUUUUACACUCAGAUACACAGACCUACAAAGCCAUUUCUGAACUGAUCAACCUCAGGCAACUCCAUGUACAGUGGAUCACCUUCGAGAUCCCAUCACUUGCAGCAAAUAUACAAUAAAAUUCUUAGGCCCAAAGCAUCAAACUUACUGUAACCAGCUACUGCUGUUGCCCAGCAAGCAACAGAACAGUGAGCCCCUGGCACUUAUGUCCCAUUUCCCUCCAUUUAUCCAUCUUGGAUGGAUAUCAAAUGCACAGUUUUUCCAGAAACAAAAGGGACAGUGGUGACUUUCAGUGUUCACAUUUAUAUAGAUCUUGAAGAACUGGAAAAAACUAAAACAAAAAACAAAAAACGGAAAAAAAGCCACUGCCUGUAUGCUCUCCCCUUCUUCUGUUUCCCUUCCCAUUCAAUCUCCCAGUUUUGUAUAAAACAUCCUAUUUUUUUUUUUUUGCAAAUGUUAAAUGGGCUCCUUCUUUGUUAAGAUACCUGAGCAACUAAAAAUAUCUCUAGAGGCACCAUUUUCCUUACCAGUAAGAUAGUGUUACUUCUAUCCCAAGGAAGAGAGAACAGAGCUAUAUGGUGCCAGAGGGUAGAAAAGCAAAACCUACAUGUAAGCAUAUUAGAAGAACCCAGAUAAUGCAAAGGUGAGAGGAACUGCUGCAAGAAGGGACUGCACAGAAAAAUCCCGAGGGGCACAAUGCCUUUUACCCUGUGCCAAAAGUUUGUGGCUUGCCUGAAGAGGUGGUCCAAUUUUACUGAUGAAAUGGCAUCCCUUCGCUGGAGGGAAAGUGGCAAAGAGACAGUGUGGUCCAGAAAAGCUUAGCGAAAGAGAUAGAUGGAUGUUUGAUCUCCUGCUGAUUUCAGCUGUCAUCCUUUCUGCCUGCUUGGUGAGAGUUCAAAUGCCAAGAUUGCGAAGCCAUCAGAACAGAUAUUUGAAGGGGGAACUGGAAUGUACCACUGACUGCCACCAUUAGGAUUCAAUGUAGGUGAAAGACCUUUUGAGCCAUGGUAAAAACCUGGAGUCAUGACACCUGAGCAGUAAGUAAAAAAUGAAGGCUUUCUCACACCAUUGAGACAUGCUUUGUUUCUUCAGAAUUAAUUUCACUUUAGGAGGUUGGGAGGGGAUUGUUGCAGGCCAUGGUGGCGUGUGGAAUCCCUCACUAACUCUCAGUCAAUAAAAUCCACGUGGCAGAGCA
Molecule: messenger RNA, 2635 nt
Organism: Tyto alba (common barn owl)
Lineage: Eukaryota; Metazoa; Chordata; Aves; Strigiformes; Tytonidae
Gene: NUDT13
Product: nudix hydrolase 13
Exons: 9
Coding region: 304-1290 (328 amino acids)
Molecular function (GO): hydrolase activity; metal ion binding
Source: RefSeq, a predicted model, not a curated record